AUGGCAAAGUCUCUGGAUCCUGAUGUCGUCAAGAUGACAUCCAAGUACCCGGAUUUUAGAGCACGCCAGAAAGCCGUUCGUAACAAGGAAGUAUCGCUUGCACAGUUCAAGCAACCAGUGCUCCAAGAGAACAAAGUGAACAAGACAAGAAGUUGGGAAAGCAGCUCUAAAUACCGCGCCCUUCAUGGUGUUAGUCAAGUUUCGGCCGAGAAAGCUAUUUACAGUUGUGUCUCAAGUCGAGCCGAGCGCUUUCUGAAGUGGUAUCGUAUGAGGCAUCCAAACGAAUUUGCAUUGCACGAAGAGGCUAGUCGACUGAGCCCGAUGAGAGAGUCACCAGCAAAGUCCUUGUCACCCGUGCCUCAAACUGAAAUAGUUCAAAGCAUCGAGCGAUCACCACCGCCUACAUCAUCUGCCACCAAGCAAUCACUAUCGUCGAAGACAAAAGUUCAAGAGGUUGCCAAAACGGAAGGAAGACCAAGCCCAAGCCCAAGUCCAGACCCUUCGGAAGAUGAUGACGACGAGCCUCUUACAGAGGAAGAGUAUCGGCAAGAGGUUGAAUUAGCCUGGAGAAUGCAUAAUAAUGUCAACACCCAGGGCGAUCUAAAUACCAAGCAGAAAAGAAAAUUCGAUACUUUUUAUGCCAUAAUGGCGCAGCUUAGAGGCAGUAAGCAGUGA
Lithohypha guttulata is the source of this 675-nucleotide messenger RNA. RefSeq lists its product as uncharacterized. The transcript is spliced from 2 exons. NCBI's taxonomy places the organism in Eukaryota, Fungi, Ascomycota, Eurotiomycetes, Chaetothyriales, Trichomeriaceae. Bases 1 to 675 code for a protein of 224 amino acids. The record is from RefSeq and is a predicted model, not a curated record.